GGGCAGCCACCAUGCCCCCCACGCUGGCAGAGGAUGGUCAGCAGCAGCGUAAGAACUCGCGCAAAAUCAAGCGUUUGCGGGAUGCAUCCUGCAUGAGGACACGGGAGACAGCGCAGGACCGUUGGGGGCGGCAGCGCGGCGGGAGAAAGGCGCGAUGGGACAAGUGGGACAGGCAGCCCUCCGCCUUCAAGAGCCGCCUGCGGUCAGGAAAUUUCGCCGCCGCUGCUGCCGUCGCCGGCGGCGGCCUCGGCGGUGGGGUUGUUGACGAUGACGCUAUCCUCGAAGCCGCAGAGGAGGCGUUCGCCUUCGUUGACGCCGCCACAAUGAAGGUGGCUGCGGCUGCCAACACCGCUAACCCUGUCCUUAGUUCCGAAGGAACCGCUAGCGAUGAGGGCGUCGGUGGGGGUGCUGGUGCCGAGGGAGACUCGGAUGCUGGCACCGGUAUCCCGGCUUGCUCCGUCGCCGUCGUGGACGGUGGGCGUGUCACCGGCGGGGAUGACGUCCCCCCUGAAGUCGCUGCUGGAGACGGCGCGCACACGCCGUCCCCGACGAGACGAGCGCUGCAGCGGCAAGAAGAGACGCCGCCGUGCACGACGACGCCGGAACCGGCGGCGGCGGCGGCCGUCCUUGACGCGGGGGGGAGCACCGACGAUGCCGUUGCGUUGUCACCGGUGCCGGCAACCACGGCAACAGCCGUAUCAACACCCUCUUCGGCCCGUAUUAUUGUUAAUGGUGUGAGCGGCAGCGGUAGCAGCGGCGGCGGUAGUAGUAGUAGUAGGUCGAAGACCGCCGGCAGCGGGGGCCUCCGGUCGUCUCUGAGAUCGCCCGGCGGUCUUUCUCGCGCCGGGUCUAAGGGUAGCGGCGUCGGCGGCGGGCUUGGAAGCGGGAGCUAUCGCGGGAGUCCUCCUCCUCUCCACCGUAGGCUUAGCUCGCCGGCAGGGGUUGGCAGCGGCAAGAAGGGCCAGAGACAACGCCAGGCAGGGGGCUCGACGGCUGGGGGGUCGACGGCUCGGGGGUUAGGAAGCGCCAGGAAGAAAAAACAAGCGUCGCGGAGCGAUGCGGGGCGGCAGGGGGGCGCAGGAGAGGAGGAGGUAGCCGCGGCGACCCCACCACCCCCCCCGAGCCUGUUCGAGAGCGUGUUCAAGGACAAGUUACCAAGCCUGACGCCGAGAAAAGCACCUCCAGCCACGCCGCGGCUCAGCAGGGAUUCGAUCGUUCACGCGAUCUUUCAGUCCCUCUUCGGCAAGCGCAAGGUGCGGAGCGGUCCCCGCGAGCGCUACGGGGGGGACUGGGACGACGUUGACGACGAGGACGAUGACGAGCUGGAGGCCGACGAGGACGAGGUGGACGAGUCGUGGAUCAAAACCGGCAUCAACCUCACCCUCUUCAACUCGCAGGCAGUAGACUUCGCGUGCAGGAGCACGGCCGGGGCUGACCUGCUGCACCAGUACGUGGACAGCAAUGCCGUGUUCCGCCUGGUGACUGACCUCCGCUUCGAAGACCCGAGAGUUCCUAGCCCCCGUCUGAUGAUCAUCAAGGCUGUGUACGAAAACUGCGCGCAUUUGCGACUGCCCACCCUCCGCGCUUUGGCGCACGCCUCUCACGACCAUCUCAUGAGAACCCGCGAGCUUGAGGAUUGGGCCGCGAGGGUGGGCGUCGACAUUGCGGAGGCUGCCGCGGCCGCGGUGGCCGACGGGAUUUCUGGAAGAAGCGGUGCCGGGGGCGGGGCAGGGGGGAGCAGGGCUCGUGUGACCGGUCGGGACCAGUCGCAGACGCUGUGCGAGCUGCUGCUCUUCGUCCUCGAAACGUUCCCGAGAUUUUUCCUGGGAAUGGUCCCCAUCGACGAGGCAGGGGGGCAGCAGCAAGGGGUUUGGCACCACGGCGACCCUGGAGCUACCUUCAACGGGGAUGGCCGCGGGUACGGGAGCGUAGAAGAUUGUGGUGUUGCCGCCCAGGCGGCAGAAGGGUGUGCCGACGUCGGCGGCGUGGACUUUCACGCCGGUGUGUUCUGGGGAAAUGGUUCUUCCUCGGGUGCCGCUAGGGAGAGUGCGGGAGAGGAGCCGCAGCUGCAGACGACCGUUGUCGCAGGCGACAACGGUGGUAGUGGUGCUUUGGAUCCUGCGUUCGACGCGUCUUCGCUACAUGCGGCGACGGCAGCGGCGACGGCAGCGGCGACCCAGUGCCGUUCGCCGACGCCAACACCAAACCAGCCACCCCAACCGCACCCGCCACCACCGCCGGUGGCAGAAUUUAUGUCACCUUCUCAAGCCUGGGGCAGCAACGGUCCUGACAUCGGUAGCCCCAGCGCGGAGAUAACAGAAAACAGACGCGCCACCGGCGAUCAAGAGGACGGCCCCGCCGCCGCAGCAGCAGCAGACGGCGGUGACCAAUGUAAGAGCGGCUGCGGCGGUUGCAACGACAACGAUGGUGCAAGCUUGGCAGAAGAGGGAGGGUUGGUCGGGUCGCCAGGCGGGGGAGGGGCGGGAGCGGGAGGCGGCCCCACCGCUCGGAACGCCACCAGCUCCGGUGGAGACCCGGCGCCGGCUUCCGAACGGUGCGCGCUGGCUUGGCCCAGCUUGGCGUCGGGCUCGCCCUCACCCGCCACCGGACAGCGCCAAAACCAGGAGGGCGUCGAGAACAAGCAAGAGCCCCCAUGGUCCCCGGCAUGGGCAACCGCUGGGGUACGGAGCAUCGAAGAUGUUCCACUGGAGAAGGGGGCGGGAUUGGCGGUGAACCGCGGCAGCUGCGGCGACGGUGUUUGGGGCCAGGGAAUGGCGAGCAAGGACCUGGCUUGGGAAUCGGAGGCGGGGCUGGGGGAGGAGGUCGGCGGCGACUUGCGAACGGCGACGGACGGAGUUGCCGGCGCCGCCCGCGCCUUGCGCUUCACGGCGCAGGAGGAGGACGUCGGCGGCGAUGCGGAAGCGACCGGGGACACGGGCAACCAGCUCGCGUCGGGGCGGGAGCGUUCGCGAGAAUCCCCCGUUGCCUCUACUGGCGAAGCAGUGGCGGGGGAUCCCUUCGAGUCCGGGGCGGGAAGGUUGGGGCUUGACGAAUGGCCCACUGCCCAGGAGGCGAAGUCGAGCACGCCUGAGAAGAGAUCGGCGAAGGAACCCGUCGAGCGAAUGGACGGCGCGGCGGUGUCCGGGUCACGGGGAGACACGACGGGAGGCCAAGAGGCAGGCACGCUGCAGCCACUGCCGACGGCGACCGGCUGCACCACCGCAGGCGGCGGUGGGCCUGCGCUUGAGCUCGACCUGCCCGCCGUUGCGCUGAAGGAAGCCACUCGGUCGCUCUGCAACCUGUACGCCAGCCACGGCGCGCCGGCCGCGGGGGCGGAAGCGGCAGCGUCCGCGGAUGCCCCGGAGCGGCUGCAGCCGCUGGCGCUCGCGGGGUCUACCCUGUGCCAGCUCUGGCCGCCGUCGUCGGCGCUGCUGCUCCGGCGCCUGCUCGGGACGUGGCCCACCGGGAGCGCGAGGAGAGAGGUGGCGUACCUGAGGCUGAUCGCCGGCGUGGCGUGCGCCGCGCCGCCGCUCGGGGUGGUGUGCCCUGGCUCGCGCCUCCCGCUCAUGCUGUUCCACCGGCUUGCCAAGUGCAUUAACAGCUCGAACACUAAGGUGGCGCAGGAGGCGGCGUUCCUUGUCCAGGCGGACUUCAUCCUGAUGGUAUACCUCGCUCCGGACCGGCGUCUCAUGGACCUCGUGACGAACGCCCUGUGCGCAAACCGCGAGCACUGGAGCGCGGACGUGCGCAACGCGUCCGACCAGACGUUUGACCUCAUGCUUGACUUUCUCUGACGCCGUCACGGCUUGCCCCGUUGAUUUGCAAGGCUCCUUUGUGACGGGGUGGGGUUUUGGCGAAGCCAUGCGAAGGGCGCGCGGUCUUAAUUGCCUUUUCCUCAUGCCGUCGAUUCUGCUUUGGAAGACCAACGUUGUUGUUUCUAAUGUUGCCCUGCACCGGCAGCUUCUUCCGUCUUUGUAUUAUUGGCUUCCCGUCAUGCCUGUGAGGCGGUGCGAGGCUGUGCGCCGUAUUCAAUGGUCGCAGUUGGAAGCGGCCAUAUCUUCCCGGGUGAGGGUCGCUGUGUGGCCUCUGGUGCAUCGGAGCACUAGAAGCUGGAGGAAAAAUUUACACCCUGUGAAUUUAGUCGGUUCUUGUGUUUUGUUGAACACUACGCUUGAGUUGACGAGAAUCUGGCGGGGGUAGGGUUGGCAGACGUUUGCAAGCACAUCACCAGGCUCUGCCAGCGUUGUAGGUAGUUGCGUUGUAGGAGUGUUUUCCUCUCUGUUUUCUUCUCUCAGGCAGGCAGCGUGCGGCCUUGAAAGGUAUCCCACCCUUGUGCGCGGGAACUGCGUUCGUUUGCGUGCUGUUGCAAAUCCCGUGAGUUUUUUCAAAUACCUUCGAUUCUUGGCGGGGCGCGCUGCUGUUCGUACGUGCUGGCUUAGCAUUGGAUGCCCGAGAGGCGCUCUAUUUUCAACGUCAAGCGUCGGAUUCGGGAUAAGGCCAAGUCUUUUUGGGAGGCAAAGAGUCUGCCACGAAGUUUUUCUUUGUGAGGGUUCCAACUAGUUCAGCUUGGACGGUAAAAGCGCCGACGAAGUGACAUGUACGCAUGUUCGAAUGGGCGUGUCUUCGACUCGAUGGAAGUCUCGUUUAUCUCCCGUGUGUGUAGCAGAAAGCUGUGCAGCAGCUUUUUCGCAGCGGCCUUGACGUACUUUCCCCUCAGGUAACAACAGUUCUUUUGCUGGCGAGUUUUCUUGAGAGAUGAAGACAGUGGUAUUCUGGUUGGUCUCUUAGGUGUACUGCAACUAUUCGCAAGUUUUCACGCGCGUAGCUGUUGGUGCCGUUUGGAUCGUGAUGAGUGUGAGGUGGUCGAUUCUCCCUCGACAUCUUGAGCUGUUUUCAUUGUUGCGCAGGGCCGAACAAUCCUUUUGUUUUGGUAGUGCAACAUGCGCGUACAUUGUACGAGUUGAAGGGAUAAAUACUGACAGGAGGGUUAGACCGGUGCGGGAACACUGACGGGGGGGGGGAGUUGUAGCGGGGUUGUCACCAAUAGCGAUGAGCUCGCAUGUAUAAAAAAGUAACUAAUAUAGGUAACCUGCGAGGUUCGGGGUGGGUAUGUUGGCCGCCGUGCGGUUGGUGAUAAGGACAUGUCAUAGUUUGCAGGUGUAGCCAGAUUUUUCGUUCUCUCCGUCCCACGCAAGGCGGAUUUCUCGAAGGACGUCCGCUUCGUCGACAUAUGACGGAGCGCCAAAAAAAAUGUUUAAGUUCUUCGUGGGGUGCGGAAACUGCUUGUGUUUCGGGGGGUUCCGAUGUAUUCAUGAGGAGCAAUGAAACAGGCUUCUUGGGUAGUUGAGCGAUGGGGCCAAAUUUAGAAGCCCGGCGAUCCGCAAUCCAUGGGAGGUUUACGUAGUAUCGGAUCGUCUAUCAAACGCGAGGAAAGCGUUGGUGAUACAUAAGGCUUGGUUUCGUGCUGUCCAGAUCCAGCAGUAGAAAUAGAGGAUCGGCGCAUGUAUUGUGUCAAGAGUCGUAGUUGCUUUGCUAUGUGGGGUUCAAAUUGUUGCCUCGGAUGCGAUCGACGUGGGUGCGGUUUCUUCACUAUUGUUGCAUUGACGUGUUUGCUUUGUGUUGCGUUACUUUUUUUCCCUGGUGUGUUUCCCUGGUCGGUAUGAAACGCUUAAGUUAGAAUGGCAAUUUUGGCCAAGGGUAGUCUCCCAUUGCUAAAGUUGUAAUCAUGUGUUUAUUUCCCCGUUCUCAAUGUGUUGUUGUUGUUGUUGUUGUUGUUGUUGUUGUUGUUGUUAUUGUUGAUGUUUUCUUCACAAUAACUCGUGUCAGUUGCUAAUCCCAAAAUCUAGCAAAGACUCGGUCCGUGGUCACAAAAAUGCCAGAGCCAUCAGAAGAUCUAACGAACUCGCACACUAUUAGCAAGAAAAGGGUACACAAGCCCGAGGAGGUACACCUACAAUUCCUGCAGCACGUUUGCGUGCGCACAACUGAACUACAC
Molecule: messenger RNA, 5995 nt
Organism: Ectocarpus sp. CCAP 1310/34
Lineage: Eukaryota; Phaeophyceae; Ectocarpales; Ectocarpaceae
Source: the annotation of a GenBank genome assembly